ACCGGGCAUGGCAGUGACGGGCGGUGCCACAGGGUGUGCGCAUGGGCGAGACGGCGGCCAGCGCGGUGGCACUGGCGGUGGCCCCGGCGGCGCGGGUGAACGUGGAGGUGGGCUGCGCCCUGCCCGACCCCUGCGACUCGGGGCCAUGCCCCCCCCACAGCUACUGCAGCGACGACUGGGACAGCUUCUCCUGCAGCUGCCACCCGGGCUACUUCGGUGACAGCUGCGUCAGCGCCUGCGCCCUCGACCCCUGCGAGCACCGGGGUGCCUGCGUGCGCAGAGCCGGUGCCACCCACGGCUACGUCUGCGAGUGUCCCCAGGGCUACUUCGGGCCAUACUGCGAGCACAAGUGAGUGGCGGGGAGGGACGGGGCACGUGCGAGUGUGACAGACGCCCAUUCGGGUGCCCGUCACACUCGUGCGUGCCCCAUCCCUCUUGCUGGGUAGGGGUGGGUGUGCGAGGACGUGCUGGGGACAGGAGGGGCACGGUGGCCGUGCAAGGGACGUGGUGGCGGGGCAAGUGGCAGGAUGGGCAUGGAAGGGGAUGGUGGCCAUGCAAGGACCGUGGUGGCCUUGCACAUGACAGAGUGGGCACGACAGGGGCAAGCUGCGGCGUAAGGGCGCAGUUUGCACAGCAGGAGCACAAAAGCCAUGCAAGAGCCACGGUGGCCAUCAUGUCCCCACCAUGUCCCGUGUAGGGCCACAGUGGCACUUGGGGGACAUUCAAAGGGUAAGGUGGCCACACAGGCGGCAGGGUGGGUGUGAGGAGGGCACAGUGGCUGUGCAAGGAGCCCAGUGGCCAUGCACAAUACGUGUGCCAUGCCGUGCUGCUGUGCCGUGCUGUGCUGUGCCACACUGUGCCGUGCUGUGCCAUGCUGUGCCAUGCCGUGCCGUGCCACACCAUGCCGUGCUGUGCCAUG
Molecule: messenger RNA, 919 nt
Organism: Oxyura jamaicensis (ruddy duck)
Lineage: Eukaryota; Metazoa; Chordata; Aves; Anseriformes; Anatidae
Product: cadherin EGF LAG seven-pass G-type receptor 2-like
Exons: 2
Coding region: 42-353 (103 amino acids)
Biological process (GO): heterophilic cell-cell adhesion; establishment or maintenance of epithelial cell apical/basal polarity
Cellular component (GO): plasma membrane; protein-containing complex
Molecular function (GO): calcium ion binding
Source: RefSeq, a predicted model, not a curated record